UUCAGAUGUAGCUGACCGAGUGGAGGAGUAUUUAUUUUGGCAGAUUAUGGAGCUGUUCUUCGUUAAUAAUGGAAAUAUAAUGAUGUCGCAAAUCUCUGCACUCCUGCUGAAGGACUACCGCUUGCUUAAAAAGAGAGUCUCAGAAGACACAGUUACCGAGAUAUAUAAGCAGUGGUGCCUUCCUCUCGCACGACUUUCCUGCACCUUUGCCCCAGAACAAGAGCUCAGAGAGUCCGUGAUAAAGAUGGGGGACGAUCUUGACAGCAAAGGACUGACUUACGCAGCUCAUAUCUGCUUUAUGGUGGCACAAGUGGAGCUGGGUUCACGUGAUCAGUUUCAUCUGAUCGGAUCCAAAAGUUUGCCAUUUGGAAUUAAGAUCUUAAAUGAAGCCAUCUAUAGAACGGAGACGUAUGAAUACGUGCUGUCCCUGACCUCAGGCCUGGGCCAGCCUGACUUCCAGCUCUUCAAGUUAUCACAUGCUAACAGACUGGCCAUGAAUACAUUUCAUGAUGUGGCCUUUAAAUAUUGUGAGGUCAUCGCUAGGACACUUAUCUCCCUCCCAGGCAGCUUCAAAAGAACAUUUCUGGAACGGGUUAUUUUGCUAUCUCGUAACACACAGAUACAACUGAGACAGGAAGACCAGCCUGAAUGGCUUCAAGAACUUUGCAGGUUACACAGUGUCAAAGUAUCUGAGGCAAAAACUAAUACCAAAGAUCAGCCAAUGUUACCCACCAGCUCAAAACAUGAACCGAUGACUACAAAGAUCAAAGAUUUCCAGUCUCCAGAUCCAGAGCAGCACAUUAUAUCAGUUGAGGAGUUCAAUUCACGGUACACCUCUAAUCGUCUGCUGGGGAAGGGAGGCUUCGGCUCGGUCUAUUCUGGAGUCCGUAAUGAAGACGAGAGGCAGGUUGCAAUUAAAUAUGUGAAGAAGGGGCAGUGCUACAGAUCUUUCAACUCUCAUGAUGACCUAUUCAGCUUACCCGUAGAGGUGGCGCUGAUGGAAAGGGUGUGUCAUCCACCUUGCUGUAGUAACAUCGUGGAGAUGUUGGAGUGGUAUAACUUACCCUUCCAAUUUGUGUUGAUCUUGGAAUAUCCCAGCCCCUGCACAGACCUUAAAAUGUUUGCUAAACGUUACGGCGGUUGUCUGUCCGAAGGACAGAUCCGACACAUCAUGCCGCAGGUGGUUCAGGCGGUUCAACACUGCCGUGAUCGCAAAGUUUUGCACCGAGACAUCAAGGCUUCGAAUCUCCUAAUCAAUUUGGAUACAUUUGAGGUCAAGCUGAUAGAUUUUGGCUGCGGUGUCUUGCUGAAGGACAUUCCAUACAAACAAUAUUCAGGCACUCAUUUUUUCUGGCCUCCAGAGUUGGUGUUGUUCGAAGAGUAUUCCGGCAUUCCUGCCACCGUCUGGAGUCUGGGUAUACUCAUGUUCAAUCUGCUGUGUGGGGAAUACCCUUUUAAUUUGAAGGAGGACAUUGAUGAUGGGUGCCUAAAUUUAUGUCCUGGGUUGUCUCGAGAUUUUUUAGAUCUAAUUAUGUGGUGCUUGGAGCUCAACCCCAGUUUACGUCCAUCGUUAGAGGAAAUGGUCAAGCAUGAGUGGUUUACGGAAGGAGUUCCAGACCUACACCAGGCCCCUUUUAAAGGCAUGGAUAUGCAACCACCUGAAGAAGAAAGUAGUAGCUUUUGAAAGAAACUAGUGCUGAAACAACUAACCGAUUAAAUCCAUAAAGAUCGAUAAUGAAAUUCAUUGUCAGCGAAUGCUGUUAUCGAUUAUUUGGCCUGCUCAAGUUAGUUUAGCGUGGCGGCAAGAUAACACAGCCACUGGUGAAAAUGGUGGACAGUACGGGGUCAACUGGCAGCAGGAAAAACUGUGCGUCCCAAGUCAUGAAAAAUAAAACACACUGGUAUCAUGGAUGAAGGCAAAACAUCAGCACGGUGAGCAAAAACUGCAUAAUUCUCAUUAUGUGAAAAUGGUGUAGUUUGAUAAAGUGCUCUAGUGUAAAAUGUUUGCUAACUUCGGGACAGUAGCACUGGAUCUGUUCUGUCGUGACUCACGAGCAUCAGGUCACGCAAUCGUUUUGCUCGCGACUUAGUGAUUCUUUCUUUUAAACCAGUGAGAACAAACUAAAAGCAGAAAAUAACAGCAGCAAAUUUUUUAUUUAUUUAUUUUUUACUAUUUAUUUAAAAAUUGCUUUAUUUCUUUUUAUUUUUUUUUACUUUCAUUCUCUUUUUUGUCACUUUUUUCUGUUACACCAGUC
Molecule: messenger RNA, 2255 nt
Organism: Silurus meridionalis
Lineage: Eukaryota; Metazoa; Chordata; Actinopteri; Siluriformes; Siluridae
Product: serine/threonine-protein kinase pim-1-like
Exons: 13
Coding region: 47-1684 (545 amino acids)
Biological process (GO): protein autophosphorylation; regulation of mitotic cell cycle; negative regulation of apoptotic process
Cellular component (GO): cytoplasm
Molecular function (GO): protein serine/threonine kinase activity; ATP binding
Source: RefSeq, a predicted model, not a curated record